Molecule: messenger RNA, 576 nt
Organism: Chaetomium strumarium
Lineage: Eukaryota; Fungi; Ascomycota; Sordariomycetes; Sordariales; Chaetomiaceae
Product: ubiquitin-conjugating enzyme/RWD-like protein
Exons: 8
Coding region: 1-576 (191 amino acids)
Biological process (GO): protein polyubiquitination; ubiquitin-dependent protein catabolic process
Cellular component (GO): nucleus
Molecular function (GO): ubiquitin conjugating enzyme activity
Source: RefSeq, a predicted model, not a curated record
AUGGCUUCACCACGCCGCCGCAUCGAGACAGACGUCAUGAAGAUGCUCAUGAGCGACUAUGAGGUGACUCUAGUCAAUGACAAUAUGCAAGAGUUCUACGUCCGCUUUAAGGGGCCGGCAGAAACUCCAUUCGAAGGCGGCGUCUGGAAGGUCCACGUCGAACUACCCGACCAGUACCCAUAUAAGUCGCCCAGCAUUGGCUUUGUGAACCGGAUUUUCCAUCCGAACAUCGACGAACUGUCCGGAUCCGUCUGCCUGGACGUCAUCAACCAGACAUGGUCGCCCAUGUUCGACAUGAUCAAUAUUUUCGAAGUGUUCCUCCCGCAGCUGCUGCGCUAUCCAAACCCUUCCGACCCGCUCAACGGAGAGGCUGCGGCCUUGAUGCUUAGGGAGCCUAAGAGCUACGAGCAGAAGGUGAAGGAGUACGUCCAGAAGUACGCGACUAAGAAUGCGGCGGACGAGGCCACCAAUGAGACCGGAGACGAGGACGAUCUCUCCUCCGUCGGGAGUUACGGCGACGACGACGACAACGAUGACGACGAUGCCCAGGCUACGGGACAAAUGGACGAUGUAUGA